Galeopterus variegatus (Sunda flying lemur) is the source of this 1513-nucleotide messenger RNA. RefSeq names its product aryl hydrocarbon receptor nuclear translocator 2-like. The transcript is spliced from 12 exons. Gene Ontology annotation, biological process: regulation of transcription by RNA polymerase II. Gene Ontology annotation, molecular function: DNA-binding transcription factor activity, RNA polymerase II-specific; RNA polymerase II cis-regulatory region sequence-specific DNA binding; protein dimerization activity. The annotation marks the transcript as partial. Gene Ontology annotation, cellular component: cytoplasm; nucleus; aryl hydrocarbon receptor complex. NCBI's taxonomy places the organism in Eukaryota, Metazoa, Chordata, Mammalia, Dermoptera, Cynocephalidae. The record is from RefSeq and is a predicted model, not a curated record.
AGAAUGGACUUUGAUGAUGAAGAUGGUGAAGGUCCCAGUAAAUUUUCAAGAGAGAAUCAUAGUGAAAUUGAAAGGCGCAGGAGGAACAAGAUGACCCAGUACAUCACGGAGCUCUCGGACAUGGUCCCCACAUGCAGCGCGCUGGCCCGGAAGCCGGACAAGCUCACCAUCCUCCGCAUGGCCGUGUCGCACAUGAAGUCCAUGAGGGGCACCGGGAACAAGUCCACAGACGGCGCGUACAAGCCUUCCUUCCUCACGGAGCAGGAGCUGAAGCAUCUCAUCCUUGAAGCAGCUGAUGGAUUUCUGUUUGUAGUGGCAGCUGAGACAGGACGAGUGAUUUAUGUGUCUGACUCUGUCACCCCCGUUCUGAACCAGCCCCAGUCAGAGUGGUUUGGGAGUACUCUCUAUGAACAAGUACAUCCUGAUGAUGUGGAGAAGCUGAGAGAGCAGCUGUGCACCUCAGAAAACUCAAUGACAGGCCGGAUCUUGGACCUGAAGACUGGGACAGUCAAGAAGGAAGGGCAGCAGUCGUCCAUGAGGAUGUGCAUGGGCUCACGGAGGUCCUUCAUCUGCAGGAUGAGGUGUGGAAAUGCUCCUUUGGACCACCUUCCUCUAAACAGAAUAACCACCAUGAGGAAAAGGUUCAGGAAUGGCCUUGGCCCUGUGAAGGAAGGAGAAGCCCAAUAUGCUGUGGUCCACUGCACAGGGUACAUCAAGGCCUGGCCACCAGCAGGAAUGACUAUCCCUGAAGAAGAUGCUGAUGUAGGACAAGGCAGUAAAUAUUGCCUUGUGGCAAUCGGGAGACUCCAGGUGACCAGCUCUCCCGUGUGCAUGGACAUGAAUGGGAUGUCGGUGCCCACAGAGUUUUUAUCCCGGCAUAACCCUGAUGGAAUCAUCACAUUUGUGGAUCCAAGAUGUAUCAGUGUGAUUGGCUACCAACCCCAGGAUCUUCUGGGAAAGGACAUUUUGGAAUUCUGCCACCCUGAGGAUCAGAGCCAUCUGCGUGAGAGCUUCCAGCAGGUGGUUAAGCUGAAAGGCCAAGUACUGUCGGUCAUGUAUCGAUUCCGCACCAAGAACCGCGAGUGGAUGUUGACCCGCACCAGCAGCUUCACGUUCCAGAACCCCUACUCUGAUGAGAUUGAGUACGUCAUCUGCACCAACACCAAUGUCAAGUACGUGCGCUGCCUUUUCCCUCUCCUGGCAUCUACAUGCCCUUUCUGGGGUCAGAGCUGGCUCCUUCCCAAGGCCUGCAAACAGGCACAGGGCUUCCUGAUGUUGGAGAACCCCCGGGUGCCAAUCUACCGCAGCCGCCACAGCUUUCUCUCCCCCACCGCACACCCCCAGCCCUGCCAGACAACCUGGUGCAGCACCAGAGCCCCACAGCUCUAUCUGGAAGUCUCUCUAGCCCGUGUCCUCCUCUGCCUCUUCUAUCAUGCCCCAGAUGAGGCCUUUGCCAUCUCACAAGUGACCUUCGGUUCUAAGAACCAGCCCCCCCUGCCUUCCAUCUGGUCCG